Messenger RNA from Clarias gariepinus (North African catfish), 1353 nucleotides. RefSeq names its product amphiregulin (gene areg). Lineage: Eukaryota; Metazoa; Chordata; Actinopteri; Siluriformes; Clariidae. The transcript has 6 exons. Bases 33 to 731 code for a protein of 232 amino acids. Gene Ontology annotation, biological process: positive regulation of cell population proliferation; epidermal growth factor receptor signaling pathway; positive regulation of mitotic nuclear division. The record is from RefSeq and is a predicted model, not a curated record.
GGGAGAGAGACACAGCGAGACAGUGCUCUGACAUGAACUUCAUCCUGCUCUCCUCUAUGCUCUGCCUUGCUUGCAGUGUUCUAAUCUCUUCAGCAUCAUCAUCCUCUGAGCUGGGUCAUGUGACUGUGAUGUCGGCAUCAGGAGAGGGACUUCAGAGCACACUUGGGGAGGAACCAGAAUCUGAAGACGGGCCUUCAGGACUGUUUACAGGGCCACCGUUAUCCAAAGGUCGAGGCGGCCGCAAGAAACAUGGUGGGAAAAAGAGGAACAAGGCCCAGGUGAGUGUGAGACAGAGGAACAGCACACCUGCACAGAACAUCAACUAUAGUCCCGCCCAUAGUACCUCCCAUAGCUCCGCCCACACCACCAACCACAGCUCCGCCCUCGAUCCCUGUAGCACCUCCCACAGAGAGUACUGCAUCCACGGCUACUGCACCUACUUACACGACCUGAAGGAGCCUGUCUGUGUGUGUAUGAAGGGGUACGAUGGUGUACGAUGUGGUAUCCAGUUACUACACACAGGUUCGGGUUUUGUGGGGCAGGACGAUCACCGUGACGACACACUGCACAUCACACUCAUCACCAUCACUGUUGUCCUGUCAAUCAUCAGCUGCUCCGCCCUCCUUCUCAUCAUCUGUGUGCACUACAGAGCUCAGCACAGUUUCCAGGCAGCGUUCUUCAGUUCCGCUGAUGAAAAUGACAAACUUCAGAAGAACAACAGUGUUGUGUGACAGAUCGCCUCCUGCAGACACAGCAGAACGAGCGGAGCGUGCACAGUUUUGGAGAAACACACUACACGCUUCACCCUGAAUAUUUAUUUAUUUAUUGGAAAUGUAUUUUAUAUUUAAUUUUUUUUCACUGUGUGUGAUGUAGAACAGUAUCAGUACACAGAACCGAUGAUGAUGAUGACGAUCGCUCCUCACUCUCAUGACAUCACUUCCUGUUAACCUGCGGUGUGUGUGAGAGCUCCUCCUCACUGACGCAGACUGUAGAGAGAACGUGUGAUGUUUGGACGAGUCGUUUAAAGGUGCAGUGUGUAAGGCUUAGCCCCCUCUGCUGCCUGCCAGGAGAACUGCAACUGCAUGAAAUCACACCUGCGAUGAGUCUGUGUGUAGGAUAAAGUGGGUGUCGCUACUUACAGCAGCAGAAUACUGAACCUGUUACACACCGCCCCUUUAAUCUGUGCUGCUCACGUUGCUGCUCCUCGCACAUCUACAAACAUUUCACUUUCACACACACUCUCAUGUUUGUAACACUAAUUCUGAUGCUGGCUUAAAUGUGUGGCUCACUUGUUAGGGAAUAAACGCAGUACAGUUGUGUAACCGUGGUAACCAAUUAUGUGUAGAGCACCAA